AUGAAUAACGUAAAACAUUGCGACUGGCGCAUAGAGUUAUAUGACUGUGAGAUGAGCGAACUUUGGGUCGCUCAAGUCAUAGUAUCUGUAGUAACAUACAAGUAUAUGUGGCAUGGUCUAUUUGUAGACCAAGGGAACGGUAUAAGACCUUUACCAGUGGAUAAUUUACUUUUCUUUUGGACCAUUGCCUGUUUCCUAAGAGGUUUACACGGACUGUUUAUGCUUUGCCAGGUUUAUACUCGAUAUUGGCAAAAGGAGUUUAUGCAGGAGAUUGGUUGGACCAUGUUUUGUUUUGGUGGCAUUUUAUAUCUUGUUGGUAUAAUAUAUACCAUCCCGGCAAAUUAUACUAGAGGUAUGGCGGCGACCAUAAAGAUAGAAAGUAGAAGGGAUCCUUUAAACUAUUUCACGUCGCGUGAAAUAUACAUUCCCACCCCCAAUAUGUUGAACAUAAUCCUUGCCCUGUGGUGUUUAUAUCCGACGUGUACAGCUUUGCCUUUUGCUAUAUUAUCGGGGAUAGCAAAAGAUAAUGAUAAUAAAGAAGCGGCAGCGAAAUGGACGUGUGCCCAAUAUGCAUCAUACUUCGUCUUCAAUUCAUCGUUCGCGAUAAUUGGUGCAUAUUAUGGCAUAAAUUUUAUGCUCAUCUUGAGAAACUCGAUGAAACAGUUUUCAAGACGCUCAGGAGGAUAUUAUCAGUCGAAUAGUAAUGCGACACGGAACGCUCUUGAUACCUUAAAAUAUACCAUGACGUAUAUAGCCGUUUUGCCGAUGAUAUCGGGUCCUUGGUGGGGAAUUUAUGGAUUAUAUCAUGACGCCAUCACAAACUCAAUCAAUGGUGUGAGCCUUUUCUUGUCGACCAUGUGGCAUAUCGGAGGCGCACAACCUCUAAUAGCAGUCACGCAAUAUGUCCUUUUGAAAAGGAUCUAUCAACAUUACACUGGUCAUGUUGCUUCGAAUGAUAUGAACUCGUCAGGCGUAGGUUCAACGAAGAGGAGUAACAUGAGUCCGAUCUCACCUUCGUUCUCAAUGUCUCCUACUUCUCCAACAUUCCCAACUAUGUUAAACCCGGUUUUAUUAAAACCGAAUCAACAAGAUCGGUCGAGCGAUUCAACCAUAGAUUUUUUCUAUGAUGUUGAAUCGGUUCAAAAGUCAGAAGAAGAUAAAUUAGACAAUCUUAAAUUGUCGCCCGCAGGUAUCGGUUUCCCAGAUUGGGACAAUUUUCAAAUUCCAAGCAAAAACCCGGAAUCUGGAGAACGCGGCGUGUAA
Messenger RNA from Funneliformis geosporum, 1263 nucleotides. The record is from the annotation of a GenBank genome assembly. Lineage: Eukaryota; Fungi; Glomeromycota; Glomeromycetes; Glomerales; Glomeraceae.